This is a messenger RNA of Suncus etruscus (white-toothed pygmy shrew), 2454 nucleotides long. RefSeq names its product pumilio RNA binding family member 3 (gene PUM3). The transcript is spliced from 18 exons. Gene Ontology annotation, cellular component: nucleolus. NCBI's taxonomy places the organism in Eukaryota, Metazoa, Chordata, Mammalia, Eulipotyphla, Soricidae. Gene Ontology annotation, molecular function: mRNA binding. The record is from RefSeq and is a predicted model, not a curated record. Gene Ontology annotation, biological process: regulation of translation. Bases 77 to 2017 code for a protein of 646 amino acids.
GGAAGCGGAAGCGGCGGCUGCGGGACGACAGUCCGCGCGAGUCCUGGUCUUGGUCCCACGUGUUGGAGUUGCUACAAUGGAAGUCAAAGGGAAAAAAAAAUUCUCAGGAAAAGGCUCAAAGACAUCACAAGAGAAGGGAGUUUCAAAGAAAAAUGAUUCUAGUUCUUCAAAGAUGCUCCCAAGAAAACUUGUUAAGGAUGGCAGACCUAAAACCACACCUAAAAACUUUGAGAAAAGUGCCACAAAACUUGGAAAAAAGGGUGUGAAACAGUUCAAGAACAAGCAGCAAGGGGAUAAGUCACCAAAGAAUAAAUUCCAGCAGGCAAAUAAAACUAACAGGAAAAGAAAAUUUCAGUCUAACAAUAAAAGUGAUGAAUCAGCAUCCAAGAAACCCAAAUGGGAUGACUUCAAAAAGAAGAAGAAAGAAUUGAAGCAGACCCGGCAGCUCAGUGAUAAAGUCAACUAUGACAUUGUUGUUCGUGCUAAGCAGAUUUGGGAGAUCAUAAGGAGGAAAGACUGUAACAAAGAAAAAAGAGAGAAGUUGAUGAGUGAUUUGCAGAAGUUGAUUCAAGGGAAAAUUAAAACUAUUGCAUUUGCACAUGAUUCAACUCGUGUGAUCCAGUGUUAUAUUCAAUUUGGUAAUGAAGAACAAAGAAAACAGGCUUUUGAAGAAUUGCGAGGUGAUUUGGUUGAAUUAAGUAAAGCUAAAUAUUCCAGAAAUAUUGUUAAGAAAUUUCUCAUGUAUGGGAGCAAACCACAAAUUGCAGAGAUAAUGAGAAGUUUUAAGGGCCAUGUGAAGAAGAUGCUCAGGCAUGCUGAGGCCUCGGCCAUCAUAGAGUAUGCUUAUAAUGACAAAGCCAUCUUGGAGCAGAGGAACAUGCUGACAGAGGAACUGUAUGGAAACACAUUUCAGCUCUACAAGUCAGCAGAUCACCCAACUCUGGAAAAAGUAUUGCAAGUACAGCCAGAAAAACUAGAGCUUAUCAUGGAUGAAAUGAAGCAGAUUCUCACUCCAAUGGCCCAAAAAGAAGCUGUGAUUAAGCACUCAUUGGUACAUAAAGUAUUCUUGGACUUUUUUACUUAUGCAACGCCAAAGUUAAGAUCAGAAAUGAUUGAAGCCAUCCGAGAAGCAGUGAUAUACCUGGCACACACACAUGAUGGCGCCAGAGUAGCCAUGCACUGCCUUUGGCAUGGCACACCCAAGGACAGGAAAGUAAUUGUGAAAACAAUGAAGACUUAUGUUGAAAAGGUAGCUAAUGGACAAUACUCUCAUUUGGUUUUACUGGCAGCAUUUGAUUGUAUUGAUGAUACGAAGCUUGUGAAGCAAAUAAUCUUAUCAGAAAUUAUCAGUUCCUUGCCUAACAUAAUAAAUGACAAAUAUGGAAGGAAGGUUUUAUUGUAUUUACUAAGCCCCAGAGAUCCUGCACACAUAGUGCGAGAAAUCAUUGAAGUUCUACAGAAGGGAGAUGGAAAUGCACACAGUAAGAAGGAUAAAGAAAUUCGCAGGCGAGAGCUCCUGGAAUCCAUUUCUCCAGCUUUGCUGAGCUACCUGCAAGGACAUGCCCAAGAGAUGGUGUUAGAUAAAUCAUCCUGUGUGUUGGUACCUGAUAUUUUGGGAACUGCCACUGGAGACGUUCAGCUUGCCAUGAGUGCCAUCGCCAGCUUGGCAGCAGCAGAACUACAUCCUGGUGGAAAAGAUGGAGAGCUUCAUGUUGCAGAACAUCCUGCAGGACACCUAGUUCUGAAGUGGUUAAUAGAACAAGAUAAAAAGAUGAAAGAACAUGGAAAAGAAGGUUGUUUUGCAAAAACAUUAGUUGAACAUGUUGGUAUGAAGAAUCUGAAGUCCUGGGCUAGUGUAAAUCGAGGUGCUAUUAUUCUUUCUAGUCUUCUUCAGAGUCCUGAUCAAGAAGUUGCAAACAAAGUAAAAGCUGGUCUGAAAAGCCUAAUUCCCACGUUGGAGAAAAACAAAAACACCAGCAAAGGCAUCGAAAUGCUACUUGAAAAAUUGACUGUGUAAAUUAUAACAAAAUUGAAUCACUUUUUAUUUUGCUUUGUAUUCCCAUUGUGGAAAAUGUUGAUAAUUUGGGUGCUUCAUAUCUUUCUUUUUGUACAAGAAUCUAUUUAUAAAAUAGUUUCUUAAAGGGGUCCUUUUAAAAUUUUUAUCCCAGUCAUCUCUGUUAUUGUGUAGUAAGGAAAUCACAGUGUGAGGCAGUAAUGAGAAAGAUUUAAUAGCCACGUACAUGGGACCAACCAGAUAGAUAUAAGUUAGUUACUUAACUUGUAUUGAUUCCAGAGAAAAGGCUUCUUAAGAACCUCCUCUGAGAAGGAGGAGGUAGGAUUUGAGAGGGCCUCAAAAGAAGGCAGAUUGCUAUGAAUGAAACUGGGAGUUUUUGCAGAGAGCAAUAAAAUAAAACUUUUGAAUGGAAAACCCAAGGGGCUUGGUGGGCACAGGGA